Myotis lucifugus (little brown bat) is the source of this 963-nucleotide messenger RNA. RefSeq names its product GTP-binding protein 10-like. Gene Ontology annotation, cellular component: mitochondrion. The transcript has 8 exons. NCBI's taxonomy places the organism in Eukaryota, Metazoa, Chordata, Mammalia, Chiroptera, Vespertilionidae. The record is from RefSeq and is a predicted model, not a curated record. Bases 80 to 901 code for a protein of 273 amino acids. Gene Ontology annotation, molecular function: magnesium ion binding; GTP binding; GTPase activity.
CCGGCAAUGACGUAGAAAGGCUGCGCGGCGACUCGGCGCAGACACGUCCUGCGGGAGCGAGUGCUGGCGGGUCGCAGUCAUGGUGCACUGCGGUUGCGUGUUGUUCAGGAAGUAUGGAAACUUCGUUGAUAACCUAAGACUCUUCACCAGGGGAGGAAGUGGUGGAAUGGGUUACCCUCGCUUAGGUGGAGAAGGUGGAAAAGGUGGUGACGUCUGGGUGGUAGCCCAGAAAAAAAUGACUUUAAAACAACUUAAAGACAAAUAUCCUCAGAAACGGUUUGUGGCUGGAGAAGGAGCAAACAGUCGUGUUAGUGCACUGAAAGGCUCCAAAGGAAAAGAUUGUGAAAUUCCUGCACCUGUGGGUAUUUCAGUAACUGAUGAAAAUGGUAAAGUUAUAGGAGAACUCAAUAAAGAACAAGACAGAAUUUUGGUAGCUGAAGGAGGUCUUGGUGGUAAAUUCCUUACAAAUUUCUUACCAUUGAAAGGCCAGAGACGAAUAAUUCACCUUGAUCUAAAACUUAUAGCUGAUGUAGGUCUAGUGGGAUUCCCAAAUGCUGGAAAAUCCUCUUUGCUAAGUAAAAUUUCUCAUGCAAAACCUGCAGUUGCAGAUUAUGCAUUUACAACAUUACAGCCUGAACUUGGAAAGAUCAUGUAUAAAGAUUUCAAACAGAUAUUGGUAGCUGAUCUUCCUGGUUUAAUAGAAGGAGCACAUGUGAACAAAGGAAUGGGCCACAAAUUCCUCAAGCAUGUAGAAAGAACUAAACAACUGCUUUUUGUUGUUGAUGUUUCUGGAUUUCAACUUUCUUCUCGAACUCCAUACAGAACUGCCUUUGAAACUGUAUUACUGCUUACAAAAGUAGGUUUUCUGUUGCUCUUUUACUGCAUUCUGCAUCUGGUCUAAUAUAUAGGUACAAAAGACUGUAUGAAAUGACAAUAAUUUUAAUAAAAUAUAUUCCACCUUUA